This is a messenger RNA of Fonsecaea erecta, 1116 nucleotides long. RefSeq lists its product as hypothetical. The record is from RefSeq and is a predicted model, not a curated record. Lineage: Eukaryota; Fungi; Ascomycota; Eurotiomycetes; Chaetothyriales; Herpotrichiellaceae. The coding region runs from base 1 to 1116 and encodes 371 amino acids. Gene Ontology annotation, molecular function: dioxygenase activity. The transcript has 2 exons.
AUGGCACAACCUUCGGUCCUGAGCGAGAAGUUCGACAUCCCCGUGCUGGACUUUUCAGCAUGGAGGUCUGAGAGUAGUACUCCAGAGGACCGUCUCCGGAUUGCCAGAGCAUUGGUGGCCGCCUGCCGACGAGUUGGGUUUGUCUACAUUGUCAACCAUGCUCUUCCCGCCGAACUUCUCGAGGAAGCAUUUGAGUGGACUCGCAAGCUCUUUGCUCUGGACAUGGAAAAGAAGAUGCUGGCGCCGCAUCCGGAUGGAGCGAAAGUGCACCGUGGAUAUUCUUGGCCUGGCCUGGAGAAAGUGUCCCAGACAAUCAGCGAGAAAGAGGACCCUGAACUCGUGAGCCUUCUCAGAAAGACCACUGAUCUUAAGGAGAGCUAUGAGAUCGGGAGCGAGGAAAACACAGGACAACCCAAUGUCUGGCUUCCGGAAGACGUCCUGCCAGGCUUCCGUGCUUUCACCACCAGGUUCUAUUGGGAGUGCUCUGAGGUCGCACGGUCGAUCCUGUCUGCUAUCGCGCUGGGACUGGACCUGGAUGAGGAUUUCUUGCUGAGAUUCCAUUCCGGACACAACAACCAACUGCGCCUCUUGCACUAUCCGCCCGUCAAGGCGGCCUCCUUGGCCAGUGCCGCUGUCGCUAGAAUGCCUGCCCACACAGAUUGGGGCUCGGUGACUUUGCUCUUCCAAGAUGACUGCGGUGGUUUGGAAGUUGAAAAUCCACACAAUCCAGGCCACUUCAUGACUGCCACUCCCAUCAAAAAUGCUAUUGUGAUGAAUGUCGGCGAUUUGCUGAUGCGUUGGUGCAAUGGUAAGAAAGAUCGACUCAAGCGUGAAAAGAUCUUUGACAAAACGAUGAUAGACUACUUGAAAUCGACCCUCCAUCGUGUUACCCUACCACCAGAGCAGGAUCGAUACACGGGCUCCGAGCAACUGACAAGGCGUCGAUAUUCGAUCCCAUAUUUUGUGAGCCCCGACUCAGAUUCCCUGAUCGAAUGUUUACCGGCUUGCACCGAUGCAAGUCACCCUGUCAAAUACGCGCCAGUGAAGCAAGAAGCAUAUCGACUUCUCCGAGCCAAAGCACAGUAUCAGACGAGGGCGGCUGCCGUAACCGCAUAG